This is a messenger RNA of Dreissena polymorpha, 1788 nucleotides long. Its product is annotated as rho GTPase-activating protein gacJ-like. The transcript is spliced from 2 exons. The record is from RefSeq and is a predicted model, not a curated record. Lineage: Eukaryota; Metazoa; Mollusca; Bivalvia; Myida; Dreissenidae. Bases 1 to 1788 code for a protein of 595 amino acids.
AUGCACGACUCAACGACCCGUCCUACACGAAUCAACGACCCGUCCUGCACGACUCUCAACAAACCUCCCCCACGUCAACUCCUCAACAAACCUCCCCCACGUCAACUCCUCAACAAAUCUCCCCCACGUCAACUCCUCAACAAACCUCCCCCACAUCAUCUUAAACGAAAAGCCACGGACUCGUUGUUCCUUCUGGCUAUUGUCAUAACUCUCGACUCCAUCAAGGUAUUCGCAGAAUCUGUUUCUGAUGUGUUCCAAAUCCGUCUUUACAGGAACAUCUUCACUGACCGCCGUGCCAUGGAGUCUCUUAAGACGCGCGAAUUCCUUGUUAAGGACGCCAUCGAACCCGUCGGCCGGUGGUCAACUUUUCAUGACAGUUCCCUUGUGUUAGAAGAAGUUGCCUCACUCCUUGCAAUACGAUCGUCAUACAUACCUACUAUCAGAAAGAAGGAUAACAUAAUCUUCAAGGCUUUCUGCAUGGCUAAUGAUGACAAUGCAAGAUCCCUCCGGUCACCGUCUAAAAUUUCUAUUCACCCUGAGGAAAUCACCGACACAACAUCAUCUUCAUCCACUAUCAACAAGUCACUUACAACUCGACUUUCAACACCAGUACAAGAAUCUGCAAGAGCAGCUACCCCCGCUACACCAUUAUUCGACGAACUUCCUGCACCCGCCCAUUUAUCCCCGCUUCCUUCUUGCACUUCUACUCUUCAAGUUAUUCCUCCAGCGACACCAAACUACGCUCCACCUUCACCCCUUCAAGAUGAUCACCAAACACCUGUUCCUGCUUCUCCUCUUCAAUCCAACACACUUCAAGAUCUUCCUCCAGCAACACCAAACUACGCUCCACCUUCACCCCUUCAAGAUGAUCUCCAAACCCCUGUUCCUGCUUCUCCUCUUCAAUCCAACACUCUUCAAGAUCUUCCUCCAGCGACACCCACUCCACUAGCCCAAGAUAAGUUAUAUACAAUUGCCACUCCCACUCCAGCUGCCAACAUGUACAAACCUACUCCAUCUGCAAAACUGCUUAGAUUUAAAGCUCGAUCCAUGCUCGUUGAUGGAAACAUGCCUCUCUUCCCUUCAGCCAAGCGAGACUGGGCAACAGUUGAAGAAGAGUCCAUACUUCUUUUUCCAAAUCUUGUGUGGCCCCCCAAGAAUUGGCGAAGACUCACCCCUGAUCAGCGUCUUCUGGUUGUGGAAUUCGCCAGCAUGUCCCUUACACAGACUGAAAACAAUUCUUCACUCCUUCUUCCAGAGGGAUCGUUCUUGAUACACAACUUCCACUUUCUUGUGCUCCCCGGCUCUGCAUGCUUUCCCCUGGAUAAUAAGGCAAAGGCCCGACUCUACACUUAUCAAUCUCUUCUGGACAUCGCGAAUGGAAAGGACCAGUCCCCGUUUGCUAAUCAGACAGAUCUUCUGAAGGCUCUAACUCCUCUCUUCAAGAAGUCUUCAACGCUCCUGGAAAAAAUCAGUCAAAUUCCUGUUAGAAUAUCAGUCUAUGACCUGCUACCGUCACCCUCAAACCUGCACAGAUGGGGUCUACAGGACCACCCCAAGUGCCAAUUGUGUGACAAGACAGGAACCAUGGAACAUAUUCUGUCAUCGUGUACCACAGCCCUCACCCAAGGACGCUACAGGUGGAGACACGACAGUGUUCUUCAGGAACUCGCUGACAAGUUGGAGCGCGAGAGGACCAAGAAGAGGCCCAGACAGAAACCCCAAAUGAUUCAGUUCGUGAAGGAAGGACAAAAGGCGCCUAAAAAACUGCAGCCUACCAGUUCUGUAUAA